This is a messenger RNA of Centruroides sculpturatus (bark scorpion), 866 nucleotides long. Its product is annotated as metaxin-1-like. Gene Ontology annotation, cellular component: SAM complex. The record is from RefSeq and is a predicted model, not a curated record. Gene Ontology annotation, biological process: mitochondrion organization. Bases 42 to 782 code for a protein of 246 amino acids. The transcript has 7 exons. Lineage: Eukaryota; Metazoa; Arthropoda; Arachnida; Scorpiones; Buthidae.
CUGAUGAUCUGUUUUUGGAUUGUAUUUUGACAAGUAUAAGAAUGGAUCUGUUGAUUUUAGAGGGAAAUUGGGGAUUACCAAGUGUUGAUCCAGUUUGCCUUCAAGUUAUGGCUUACUGUAAAUUUUCUGGUGCUCCAGUUAAAAUAACAAGAAGUAAAGGAAUAAAUCAAGUGUGCUAUGAAUUGCCAUAUUUCACUCAUGGAUUAAAUAUUAAAUUAACAAAAUUUAAAGAUAUUAUUGCACAUCUGAGAAAGCAGAAUUAUUGUGCAGAUUUUGAUUUAUCACAAAAACAAUGCUCAGAUAUUAUAGCAUAUUCUUCACUGUUAAAAAAUUCAUUAUAUCCUGCAUUAUUAUAUAUCUCAUGGAUAGAUGAACAGAAUUAUACAGAAGUGACAAGACCAUGGUAUGCAAAAAUACUUCCUUUCCCAUUCAAUUACUUUGUUCCUGGACACGUGCAACGUAAAGCAAUUAAAACAAUUCAUUCCCUUCAAAAUUAUGAAAAUAUUAAUGAAGAACAAAGAGAGACACAAAUAUAUAAGAAAGCAGAAGAAUGCAUGACUUUACUUUCAGAAAGAUUAGGUGAAAAUGAAUUUUUUUUUGGGAAAAGGCCAUGUUCAGCAGAUGCAUUAGUAUUUGGAUACCUUGCACCAAUUCUUAAAAUUCCAUUCCCUAAUGCAGCUCUUCAAAAUUAUUUAAAAAGUUGUGAUAACUUAAAUCAGUUUGUUAAUAGAAUUUUGCAAAGAUACUUUCCAGUUUUAAAUGAAGGUAAGAGUUCUGUUUAAAUGCAAUAAAUUUUGUUUAACACUGAAUUGAAACUUAUGAUUAACUAAAUGAUAAAUUUUUUAUUUGCACAUACAAGAAUAUUG